Pelagomonas calceolata is the source of this 246-nucleotide messenger RNA. The record is from the annotation of a GenBank genome assembly. NCBI's taxonomy places the organism in Eukaryota, Pelagophyceae, Pelagomonadales, Pelagomonadaceae.
CGCCGGCCGCGUUGUCGCGAACGCGUCCGCGACAAGCGUCGAAAACGCGUCGGGCGCCGCGGCCGCGGCGCGCGACCGCUGCUGCGGCUGCUGAGGCGGUGGCCUCCUCGGCUUUGCAGCUGGUGCGGAGCCGAACGCUGCAAGCGCGUCGCUGUUCUGGCGCCAGGCGCGAUCGCUCAUUUUAAACUGCACGUCAGCUACCAACUGCACACGGUGGGCUUGCCCAAGGCUAUGAAAUGCCGGUCU